This is a messenger RNA of Carlito syrichta (Philippine tarsier), 2233 nucleotides long. RefSeq lists its product as uncharacterized. The transcript has 6 exons. NCBI's taxonomy places the organism in Eukaryota, Metazoa, Chordata, Mammalia, Primates, Tarsiidae. The record is from RefSeq and is a predicted model, not a curated record. The annotation marks the transcript as partial.
GGAAAAAGGAGAAGCCAAAGAAGUUCACUAAACAACCAAAAAAGCAGAUGUCUUCACCCUGUGUUCAGAAGAAGGAAAAAGUAUUGGAGAAGUCAGCCUCUAGAGAUGUGUCUCCUUUCGUCGUGAGUAUGCAGAAGAAUAAAUGGGAUGCCACAAGAUCCUUGAGAUUCAACCAGGAUGCACAAAGAGAAGAUGAUCAGCGGCGAAUGUCUGAAAUCACAGGACAUCUAAUAAAAAUGAGAUUGGGAGAUCUGGACCGAGUCAAAUCAAAGGAAGCAAAAGAAUUUGCAGGAGGUAUUUAUUCCAGGCUUGAAGCACAAAUCAAGGCCUCAGUGCCAGCUAGUGCACGGCAAAGCAGCUCAGAGAAGAACACAAGGUCUAAAAGUCGUUUUGGUCAAGGACGUCCUGCAUAAAGCACCUUAAAAUAUAACUAAAAAGACAGAAGGCACACUCCUGGACAUCCGAAAUUGAUCAUUUUUGAAGAUCUUCAGAUUGAUGAUUUCUAAAUGUUUUAAGUUACUAAUUAUUCUUGUAAGCCACAUAAAUCAUAAUGCUAAAAGAACUAUAUAGUUAGGUUUUAUGAAAAUUGAAUUGUAAAUAUGAAACUUCUUAAAUCUGAUUUUCUUUAGUAUGAUUCUAGACUAUGUAGAAAACAAUUAUUUAUAAAUUUGCACAGUUAAGAUUCCCAAUAUUUGAUUUUCUUUACUUGUUUGAAAAAGAAGAGCCUAAACUAUUAAGUAGCUAAGUUUUUUUUAAGACCUUAAAAGUUAGAGGAACACACUGGUAGUGUCACCAUGCAUGUGCACUGAUUGUAGUGUGUUUUUAGGGCUGGAAAUCUGGGAUAGUAUUGAGAACUGCAGUUCAUAUGAUGGAAUUCCCAAUGAUGCUAAUUUAAGUCUGCAUGAAUAUUAAGGAGUAACAGCUCUCAAGAUUGCAUUAAAUAAAGUUUCAAGAUGAGGUAUUUCAGUACUGUGCUGAGCAGAAGGGUUAAUUUUCUUCAGCAUUAUUCCAUGGAAAGUACAAUGUUAAUCCAACAUUUUUUUUUCCUUUCAGUUUUCAAUGUUUAUCUGUUGGUCGUCUGAGCUGGAAUUACUGAUUAUUACCUCUUUCCUUUGUGAAACUAGUGCCAUUCUAAAUCUGGUAUAGGUUUAGGAUAUUAAGUCAUUUCAUUUUUAUGAGACACCCACCAUACUGUAGUUUUCAGGGCUGUAAGACCCAACCAUAUUUCUGUAGCUCUUCAGAUAGCCCCUUAAAACUGUUUUAAUUGCUGUUUACUUUAGAAAUGUCUAAAAAAUUUCCAAAUACAUUAGAUGGGUGAAAAAUUACAUAUAUUCAAGAAAAAUCAAAAUAAAAUUAUAUUUUAUAGAUCAUGUUUCAAUUUUUCUAACCAGGCAGAAAGAGUGCUCAGGGAAAAUUUGUUCCAAACCAUAAGCAUAUAAUAAAUUAUGUGUUUGGAAGUUACAUGUAGGUCUAUAAAAAACUUUAAGAUGCACUGUUUCUAUGUUUUAGUCUUCAUUUGCCUUACAAUUGAAAUUUCUUUGAAUUAUUCAGAGAACAAACUUUGAUAAUGCAGGACAGAAUAGCAAUUUCUAUUGAAAUGCUGAAGUAUUACACUCAGUUUAUACAUACAGAAGUUAUUCUUUUUAGUGAGUGUUUUAGCUGGUAAAUGAAGCUAGAUAUUAUGAUGCUAUUUAUAUGGCUUUGUCAAAGUUUUUGAACUUCUGUUUGGAAAUUUUGUUCCAGUUUAUAUUUGUUUCAAUUAUUUGAUAUGGUGGAAAUAUUAUACUGUUGUUAUUUUCUAAAGAAAAUGUCUUGUAGUAAAUUAUAUGUAAGCUCUGUUAAAUACCAUAAUUUUGUUGUAGAUUAGUAUAUUCUUUGAUAAAAUGGCUUGGGUUUAUACAUGUAAACAGUGCUGUAAUUGUCACCACUGGAAGAGGAAAAUGUGCUCUUUGGAUUUUUUAACUGAUGAUAAAAAGGCAAAUUGCUUCUCCCCUGGGGGGACUGUACCACUGAAUUGAUUGUUACAAACCAGAAUUUAUCAGAAUUUGAAUUUCUUCAGAAUAUGCUUUUUAUUUUAUUAAUGUCUUGUCUGUAACUCAUAGCACUGGUACCACAACAUUUUACUCACACUCUUAAUAGUGUUUCUUUUGCCAGAUACUUGAAGGUUUUACUUUACGUUAAUUCUGAAUUCACAUUUCUUUGAUUAAAAUAAACAUCAAUUACAAAAGUUGUU